CUGUAAACCACCAACAUGAAGGUCUCAAUUCUCACUGCAGUAUUUGCUGCGACAGCUGAAGCGGCAGUCCGCGGAAAGAGGCAAUCCGGAAACCCCGAUGUCAGCCAGUGCGGACUGGACGCAUUCGAAGGCCGCACGUCCGAAGCAUUGCUUUUCUGUUCCAACAUCUUGAGGUCAGGAACGGCCACCACUACUGUAACCAAUGGAUUCACGAGAACGACGACUACGACGGCCACGACCACGGUGACUAUUUCGCCUUCAGCCACCCCUAAGCCAACACCAACACCAACUCCUACACCAACUUCUUCUACUCCUGUACCACCAUCUUCAUCCUCCACCCGCAUACCGCCAUCGUCAUCAUCUAUUCCCUCUUCUACAACACCAUCCUCGACGCUAGUCUCCUCGACUCUUGUGUCAAGUCCUUCCCCUACACCCACUGGACCACCCAGCUGCGGCAUCGCAGCCUACGUCAAAGUAACCCCAGCCUACUACUUCGAAUCAAGCGGCACAAAAAACACUUUCGACGCCUGCAGCGCCCUCUGCAAAGCCGACUCCAAAUGCAAGAGCUUUGGCUACGGCGAAGCAAACUGCAUGCUCUUCGACGUGACUGUCUCCGAAAACACAAACCUCAACCCAACAUCCCCAUACACCUUCUACGACUCCUCUUGCCCGUCCGAAAUCCCCCUGCGCAAGCGCUCCCCUCAACUCAACAUCUCCAUCGGCUUGCCCGGCGGCAUUGGUAUCUCGCUUGGCCUGGGUAAUGCAGGUGUCUCAUCUGCAUGCUCGUGCCUUAUUACUAGUGGCCCGGCUAGGACGACGGUGACGAGAACGGUGAGCAGUGGAACUACGAAGACGAGUACGGCUGUCAGUACGGUUACGACGACGAAGGCAGCGGCGAAGUGAGAAGUUCGGGAAAGGGGGGAGACGAAAUAAAUAGAUAGGAAUUGAGUAUCAUUGUGAUGU
Bipolaris sorokiniana ND90Pr is the source of this 963-nucleotide messenger RNA. RefSeq lists its product as uncharacterized. The record is from RefSeq and is a predicted model, not a curated record. The coding region runs from base 16 to 903 and encodes 295 amino acids. The transcript has 4 exons. NCBI's taxonomy places the organism in Eukaryota, Fungi, Ascomycota, Dothideomycetes, Pleosporales, Pleosporaceae.